AACUGCUCAAAAACGUAUAUGAUAAAUAAAUAAAUAAAUAAAACGCGGCGACGAGAGUAAAACCCAGUUUCUCCGUUGCGUCAUCUCUCCGGCGAAAGCUUUUAGUGCCCUAAAUCCCCAUCGUCGCUCUUCCUCAAUCUCUCUUUCUCCACUGAUUCAACUUCUCCAUCCCACUCGUUUCCCUUGCCAUUGCUCGUCACGGUGAAGCCCUAGCUAUUUCCUUUUUCUCAACGGUGAAGAAGAGUUGGAAUUUCUUGUUGGUUCUCUCAGGGGGUUUUGUUUGGGAUUGGUGAUUCUGUUCGUUGUUUCCAUCUGAGUUGAAAAUUAGGGUUUGUAGCCAGUUUCGCCGAUGGCUCCUGGGCGUAAAAGAGGAGCGAACAAAGCCUUGGCCAUAGGUGAGCUGAGAUUGGGUGAUCUCGUUCUUGCUAAAAUCAAAGGCUUCCCUGCUUGGCCUGCUAAGAUCAGCCGUCCCGAAGAUUGGAAACAGGUUCCAGACCCAAAGAAACACUUUGUUUAUUUCUUCGGAACACAAGAAAUUGGUUUUGUUACGCCACCUGAUAUUCAAGUCUUCACUACCGAGGCGAAGGAUAAAUUAUUACAAAAAUGUAAAGGUAAAACAGUCAAGUACUUUGCACAAGCUGUAGAGGAAAUCUCCGCUGCAUUUGAAGAGUCGCAGAUUCACAAGUCAGAUAUAUUGGAUCCAGCAGAAAUCUCCGCUGCAUUUGAAGAGUCGCAGAUUCACAAGUCAGAUAUAUUGGAUCCAGCAGUUCAUGACGGAAAAUCUGAUAAGUUUGAUUCUAGGUCUGACCCUUGUCUCGGUAAAUUAGUUGAGGAUAAUGGUGCAGAGACAAAGCCUGGCUUAGGGGAGCAAGAUUCGUCUAAAUCAAAUGACAGAACCACAUCCCAGAGUAGUGAGCCGGUGGAGCAUGGAUCACUUGACCCUAUCUUAAAGGUAGCAGAUUCUAGGGAUAAAAUUGACGGUGUCACUCGCACUGACCAUGGAAAGAAUUCGGCCAAUGGUCAGAGGAUAAUCAAGAAGACAGCUGGUGACACGAAGAAAAGAAGUAAAGAUGAGGUUCAUAGAGCCAAACGUGUGCCUGAUAAUCGAGCACCUUCUGACAGUCAUCUCCUAGGACAGAAAAAGGGUAAUAAAAAGGGACACGAGCAUGGCAGUAAAAUAGAAUCUCGUGACAAUAAGGUGGUUUUGGAUGUGAAAAUCGCUAGUUCUAAAAAGUCGAAAGAGUUGCUGAAAGAGAAACCUAUCGCCCGAGUCUGUGGUGAGAUUUUAGAGAAGAAAAAAAAGUUUGAAAGUAAACUAGGAAAGUCUGCAUCAGGAGUAGAUGAUAGUGAACGUGCUGCUAAAAGGGCACGGUCUGAAGAUGCGAAGGAUCAAAAACAAUGUAAGAGAAAACAUCUUCUUCCUGUUAGUGAAGGCAAGGCUGAACUAUCUGAUUCUACUGGCGUUGUAUCUAGUCUAAAGCCUGAGACUGUGUUAGGUGCCCAGGGAGGAAAAAAUCAAUUUGAUAAGGAAGCAGUCGCUUAUACUAAGCGCCGCAAAGAGACAGUGGAGCACACAAGUGUUUCCUCUUUUUCUGGGUCUCUCAAUAAAGAGGGGACAAAUCAUCCUGAACAGAAGAUAACUUCAUCUUCUGAUAGCGAUGUGAAGGUUCCAGCUGCUCAGCUGCCGAAGAGACGGAGGGCGGUUUGUAUCUAUGACGAUGAUGAUGAUGAUGAAGACCCAAAGACUCCAGUUCAUGGAGGGUAUACCAAUGUUCUCAAAGCUAAAUCAGCUUCUACGGAUGGUCCUAAAAGGAGUAAACAUCCUGAACAUAAGAUGAAGUUAUCUUCUGAUAGCGAUGUGAAGGUUCCAGCUGCUCAGCUGCCGAAGAGACGGAGGGCGGUUUGUAUCUAUGACGAUGAUGAUGAUGAUGAAGACCCAAAGACUCCAGUUCAUGGAGGACAUACCAAUGUUCCCAAAGCUAAAUUAGCUUCUACGGUUGGUCCUAAAAGUGCUUAUGCAUCCCAUAAUACUUCUAUUAAAGCAAAGCUAUUAGCUGGAUCUGCAGAAAGUGCAAAAACUGGGAAAGUACAUCUGUAUCAACAAAACAAGAAAAUGGAGGGGUAUAACUCACCUAUGGGAAAACCAGUCAAGGCGUUUCUCCCAAAGAAUAUCAAGCCGAACUUGAGUUCUCCUAAAAAUUCGCAUCAGUUGGUUUCAUUUAAGAAACAGGUGACAGGACAAAAUAAAACUCUAAAAGUCUCUGGUUCAGGAAUGCCAGAUAGCCUGGAGGGUCCUUCAAACAGCUCCUCUAUGGGAAAACCAUUCAUCGAGCUGACUCCACAGAAUGUCAGGCAGAUAUUUAGAUCUCCUAAUAAGUCUCCUCAGUUGUUUUCAACUAUGGAGCAGGUGGCAGGACAGAAUAAAGUUACGAAAGUCUCUAGUGUGGGGAUCCCAAAAAAAUGCCAAGGUGAUUUUUCCAAGGACGCAAUGGCUGGUUCAGAUAUAUUAAGCUCUUCUCAUUCAGAGACAACAAAUCAGAGAAGCAAACCAGCUUUGGAAGAAAACCCAACAGGCACUCCAAAAGUUGCAACUUGUCUGAACGAUGUUGGAGUGUCAACAGGCAAUUCUGAGAACUUGUCCGCUGACAUGAUUACUGGCAAUCAAGAAAAUGGAAGUGCCACAUUGAUCAGUUCUUGGAUGCCAGAUUCUUCUUCAUCUCUGAAGCAUCUAAUUGCAGUUGCCCAAGAAAAAAGAAAACAAGCACAUUCACAUACUUCACCUAUUGUGAAUAUAGAACAUAAUUCCUUUACCAUCGAUCCAAUGCAGACAAGUCAAAGCCCUUUCAUGGUUCAGAAUGUUUCAUCUUCUGCUGGCGAUGCCAUGCUGAUUGUUGCUCAGGAACCUCAAGAAGAUUCUACUCCAUCAAUUCAUGGCCACCAAUCCCCAUCAAGUAACCAAGUGGGGACUGAAGAGAAGGAAGAGAGAAGAUUUAGUUCAGGGAGUAGGUCGGUUGAGGGUUCACUGAGUGGUUCCACUGAGGCUGCGAUUUCUCGAGAUACGUUUGAGGGAAUGCUAGAGACCUUAUCCAGAACUAAGGAAAGUAUUGGACGUGCAACACGCAUGGCAAUUAAUUGUGCCGAGUAUGGGAUUGCCAGUGAGGUUGUGGAACUUCUCAUUCGAAAGUUGGAAAUUGAGCCUCAUUUUCGUCGUAAAGUGGACUUGUUCUUUCUCGUUGAUUCGAUCACCCAAUGUUCCCAUAAACAAAAAGGUAAAACAGGCGGUUUGUAUAUUCCUACUGUGCAGGCAGCCCUUCCACGCCUUCUAGGAGCUGCUGCUCCUCCAGGGACUGGUGCUCGUGAAAAUCGUCAUCAAUGUCGCAAGGUAUUGAGGUUGUGGCUUAAGAGGAAGAUUUUCCCAGAUUCUCUUUUACGUCGUUAUAUUGGUGAUAUUGGUGCUUCUGGUGAUGAUAAAACUGUUGGGUUUUCCCUACGACGUCCUUCUAGAUCUGAGCGUUCUGUAGAUGAUCCUCUAAGGGACAUGGAAGGGAUGCUUGUUGACGAGUAUGGGAGCAAUGCAAGUUUUCAGCUGGCAGGCUUUUUAUCUUCUCACAAUUUUGGAGAUGAUGAAGAAGAUGAGGAUCUACCAAGCACAUCACAUGAAGUUAAAAACAUACAUAUGGAAGAAUCAGUCCAUGCGUUACGCAAGUUAGAGGCACAUGAUAGUUCGAGUGAUAAACCUCACUGUGUAGUAGAUGUCAGUGGUGUACGUGAAAUGGAAGAUGCGUCUUGUCAGCUGACAGAUGACGUACCUUCGUAUGUCUGUGGGAUUGGAGCGAAGGAGGACUCACCGGCUGCAACCUAUGCGACUGAGAUCCCUCCUUUUCCAGCAUGUUCUCCUUCGCUACCUCAUGAAUCGCCUCCAUCUCCCCCUCCUCUACCUUCUUCUCCACCACCGCUGUCUCCGCCUCCACCCCCGACAUCUCCAUCGGAGCUGCCAUUUUCGCCACCUCCCUCUGAUCAUUUUUUUACUCCACCACCCGCUCCAUUGGCACUUCCACCGUCUUCACAAUCUAUAGCUCUAACUCGACCGUCAAUGCCUAGCCAUCCUUCAUUACUAAAUAAACCAGGAUUCACUAACCCAGCACAUGCAUCAUUGCAACAUGAAUACCAGAUAUCUAUGCAGUGGAACCAACAGCUUCGGCCGAGCAAUACCUCUUUUCUACAGAGACCUGUGAUUAGGAAUCUUGCCCCAGCACCAUCCAGCCAUUUUCCGUUUCCAAGCCUUCAAUCAGAACCCCAGCGUUCCUCCUUUCCUCAUCCUUACCCUUUUCCUUCUCAGUCAGUUGAUGGGCAGCGACAUAUGAAUGAGGAAGCAUGGCGGAUGUCUUCAAAUGGACGUAAUGCAGAUACUCAAAAUAGAGCCUGGAUAAGUGGAAGAAAUCCAUUUCCAGGCUCUCUUACUGUUACAGACGGUUUCUUUCAGCCGCCUCCCGAAAGACCUUCAGGGACAAUGAGCUAUCAGUUUGCUGCUAAUAACGUGCAAGGUGACCCGACAAUUACAGGUCAUGCUGCUUCGCAGAUGCUUCCAUCUCGGCCAGACGUACCUUUCACGGCUCGAUGGAGGCCACCCUGAAGUUUAAGUUCGAAAUAGAGAACCUGCACUUUCUUCCAUAAAGGGAUUUUUGGCGGUAUAUUCACUUCCAGAGGCCUCAAAACUCUGCAGACUAUUGUCAGGAUAUUGCUAUAUGUUGUAAUUGUUCCUGACGAAUGUAUCACCGGAUCAUAUUCUUCACAGUAUAUGCCCUAGUUUCUACUUUGGUUGUCUAGGCUGAAUGCCUUAGCAGGAACGAUGACGCAUGCAUUUCUCAACAACUGUGACUCCAUUUACCCGGUUUUACAAGAAUAUCCGUAUCGUUAUCUUGUGCACUGCUUAUCUGAAGUUGUUGAGGACUUGAGGUUUUACACUGGAACUCGGAGUGGUGGAAAUGGCGUCCUGUUUGGAUCAAGUUUCGGCGUAAUCUCGAGGUUUUUGAUUAGAUUGGGAUUAACUCAGACUUAGAAGCUUAUGAUUGGUUCUCUGAAGUCGGCAGGUUAGGUUUUUCUUUUGCAUUCUCUCUUUGGAAGGUACAGUUUGUCAAAGAUUCACCAUUUAGUAAAUACUUAUUUGAGCAUCUUUUUUCUGGUUAGAAUUAUUUUCAAUAAAAAAGCAUUGAUAAGGCAUAAGUAUUCUAAAAUUUUGUGUUCAUAAAAUAGCUACGAAGAGUCGAAACCGGUUAAAGCGCAUCUCUAUAUCAUGUGAAUCGAUCUACUAGAAUAUUCUAGAACUGAAAAGAUCUAGCUCAUCUCACUGUCAUACAAGACUAUGGGACUUUUGAUUAAGUGAUUUCAAUAAAUAAUGUUUGUCUAAUGAAGUGAAAUUGGAUUUGCCAAAACUGUCUAAUUCUGAGCAAAAAGGUUCGAACUUAUACACAUAUGUUGCAAGUUGUGCUAUUAAUUUUUUUUUACAGCAACAGCCAAAAAUCACGGCCGCUUCUGCCGCCAACGUGUUACACAAUCCUUUUCACACUGACUCGGCCAUCACAAAAGAAUGUCGGUAAGUGUAAAGUGGUUGUGGUGGUGUGACGCGUUGGUAGCAGUAGUAAUGGCGAUAGCAUGAGCGAUGACAGUGAUGAAGUCGUAAGCGGCGAUGGAAAAAAAAAAGAAGCAUUGGUUGUGCCAGCCAGAAAAAGCAGUGACGGAACAGUGUCUACUUUUGUAGAUGUUUGAUUUAAUACAACACUUGCAAAUUUUUAUGUACAUUAGUUUGUUGGAUUACGCUUUGUAGUUUAUUGUUGAUUGUUGAGAUAUAAUUUGAUAAGUUA
Camelina sativa (false flax) is the source of this 5861-nucleotide messenger RNA. Lineage: Eukaryota; Viridiplantae; Streptophyta; Magnoliopsida; Brassicales; Brassicaceae. The record is from RefSeq and is a predicted model, not a curated record.